This is a messenger RNA of Cucurbita pepo subsp. pepo (vegetable marrow), 472 nucleotides long. RefSeq lists its product as uncharacterized. Gene Ontology annotation, biological process: photosynthesis. NCBI's taxonomy places the organism in Eukaryota, Viridiplantae, Streptophyta, Magnoliopsida, Cucurbitales, Cucurbitaceae. The record is from RefSeq and is a predicted model, not a curated record.
AGGAAAUUUCUGAAAAAUAUUAAAAACUCUCAAUAAUAUAUAUAAUUCCUUCCUCGGCGUGCGACUCCACCGGCGACGCAGAGAUGAUCAGUAUUGCAAGCAGUGUCGGCGUGAUACCAUCGCCGGUGACGGCGUCAGCGUCGGCGGUCGCUCGUCCCGCCUGUUCUAUGACGAUGGUAUCCACUAGUGUUGAUGUCAAAUCGUCCUAUUCCUCGUCUGUUAGUUCUCUAUCGUCAGUUGUUGCUAAUCCUUUCAACUACUUGAUUAGAAGAGGGAGAAGAGUUUGUAGCGAGGUUACAGUCAAAUCAGAUUCCAGAGGUUCCUCUUCUGCUACUGUUGUUUCGGCGGCGGCGACGUCAUUGUCUGAGGAGGAGACUGGCGAAGCGGCUGCUACUAGAAUUGGAGCGAAAGUUAGGGUUAAGGUACCUUUGAAGGUGUAUCAUGUUGCUAAGUUGCCGGAGGCGAAUCUUGA